Molecule: messenger RNA, 2925 nt
Organism: Symbiodinium sp. CCMP2456
Lineage: Eukaryota; Dinophyceae; Suessiales; Symbiodiniaceae
Source: the annotation of a GenBank genome assembly
AUGAUCCUCCAAUCGGUUCCGAGUGAAGACUACGACGAGGAGGAAAACGGUCUUGUGUCCAACAGCCCUCGUCCGCCCGCCACAAGGAAGCUCCCGCUGAAAGCGCGGCGGGUUACAGCUGCGGACCACCGAAUAUCGGAGGAGGACGAGGCCAGUUGGAAGCUGGUGGCUCUUGGUAUUUGUUGUUUCCUCGGAGUGGUCGCAGUGGGCGCAUCGCUGGCCGUGUUGUCCCGAGUGGGGCAAGAUGCUGGGGGGGCCUUGCAGGGGACCCUCGGCAAUGGAGCCACAGGAGUGAAGCCGGUGCUAGCCAUCUUUGGCUUCACGAUACUUGGGGAGGAAAGUGCAGAACAAGCGCUGCCUACCAACAACGCGGUCGCCUGGGUGGCCGCCAGUCUUCUCAAGGACCACGGCCAUCUGUUGCUGUCUCCGUACGCACAAGGAGAAGCCGCUUUCGCCAUGCCCGAGGGGAGUGUUACAAAGGGCUCCUACAUCCCGGACGGUGAGUUGGUGCAGAGCUGGCGCCCCGCUGGUGCUGGCCGCCUCCUGAGAGCAAAGGCCUCUCGUACGAGCGCACUGAGAGCUGUUGUGGUGGGGCCCAUCUCGGAGAUCCUCCAGGACUUUGUACCGAAGUUCUUUGGUUGCUUGCCACAAUGUCAUGCCAGCAAGUUCGUCGGCUGGACGGAGCAUGUUGCCAAGGCAGUGAUUUUGGGGAAUAUCCUCGAAUGGUAUGACUGGACGGUCUUCGGCUACAUGCAGGACAUCCUCAAAGAAGUCUUUGCCGACGGCAGCGCAGAUCAGGCUUGGCUCCUCUUUGCUGUGCCCUUCUUGGCACGACCCUUUGGCAGCCUCGUCUUCGGCUGGAUCGGAGACACCUGCGGCCGAGCCUUGUCGCUGCAACUGGCGAUCUGGGGCAUGGCGGUGGCGACGGCAUUGCAGGGUUGCUUAUUGCCCUCACUUCCAGGAGUCACCUGGAUGUUGGCUGCUUUACGGCUCCUUACUGGUCUGUCCGCGGGCGGUGAGUCUGCUGGAGUGAACACGUACAUGUCGGAGUUCGGGGAAGAGGGGAGGGAGCACACGCUUGCGGCUGCUAUCGGUGUCAACAACGUGAGUGGCUCGAUGGCCUUCUUUCUGGCCAACGCCGUCUCGCUGGCGGUGCAUCAGCUGCCUCGUGAGACUCAGAUCGCCUGGGGCUGGCGCAUUCCGUUUCUGCUGGCAGCGCCUUUGGGCUUUGUCUCUGUACUUCUGCGUCGCGGCAUGACGGAGACUUCUGAGUUCAGAAAGAAGUGUGAUGCGGAGAUGUCGCAGCACAAUACAGCAUCCUCCAUCGAGGAGAGCUCCGAGGAGAGUCGCUCGGAGAGCUCCGAGGACACUGAAGCUCAGAAGGUGCAGAGGAUAUCCAGGCCUCUCUCCUUCCGUGCCUUCGCCGCCCGCGCCGUGCUGGCGGCAUUGGUUUUAGCAGCUGUCACCAGCUGCAACUACCUGCCUAUCUACUUGGUAUCCUGGUUGGAAGAUGCCGGGCUCCGUCCGUCCCUGGCCCUGAGCAUCGCCGCUGUGGCCAAGGUGACGCAGGUCUUGAGCACCUUUCCUGUCUCCUUCGCCGCAGACCGUGUUGGGGCUGUAUCAGUUAUGCUCUGCGGUGGUGCGGCCACCGGUCUUGCGGCAGUGCCCUUUCUGCUGUUUGUCGGCGAGACAUCUACGUGGCAUGGUACGGCCUUUGUCGUGCUGGGCCUGUUGCUACCAACUAUGCUGCAACCUUACACCCGGUGGAAAGCCUCAGACACGCCUGCCAUGCUCGGUGCGGUGCUGGCAUGUCUGCUUGGACCGGUGGUCGCCACCCCUCUGGCCACCUACAAAGUUGAGGCUCGCUUCCCUCACCGCGUCGAUUGUUUCACAGAGGGCCUGGUGCUAAACGGCAGCGAGGUCUUGGAGUCAUGCGGGCUGACGGGCAAAUCCGUCUUGAGGCGCUAUGACCUCUCGAGUGGCCAGACCAAGAAGGAGGUUCACUUGGAUGGGAAGUACUUUGGCGAGGGCACUGUCGAGCUCGGAACGUCGCUGUUCGUUUUGACCUACCAGCACAAAGUGAUGCUUGAGUACGACCGAGAGACACUCACGGUAACAAGAGUCCAUCCGUUUCCCUACGGUGAGGGCUGGGGCCUCACCACUGAUGGCUGCGAUUUGCUUGCGACCACGGGCGCACCGUACUUGUAUCGGCUGCGACGUGCUGAAGAUGGUGAGUUCAAGCUUGUGAACAAGGUGUUGGUGAAACACGAGGGGAAAAGCCUGAGGAUGCUCAACGAGGUUGAGUAUGUUACGCCAAAGCUCUGGGUGAACGAGUGGAUCACCAAUCGAAUCUGGCGGGUUGAUCCAGUCACCGGCGACUGUGAGAGAUACAUUGACAUCAAAAAGCUCCAUCCAUGGCGCGGCCAGGCGACACCAAACGGUAUUGCAUAUUCCCCAGCCUUUGGAAAGGAGCUUCUGCUGGUCACCGGGAAGCUGUGGCCCAACAUGUUUUCUUUGCGCAUGAGCGCUUCAGACCUCUGCGGUGGUGUCCUUUCGUCAAAGCCGGAAUGUAUGCAAGCGCCACCAUCCGUGUGCCGCGAUUCCCGCGCGGUGGCCGACCCGGCACCUGGGCCAACGGUCGUGGCCACAACGUCCACAGCGAAGCCUACAAUGCCUGCGCUUUCACAGACCAUCCUCGCCCCCACUACGCUUCCGCAACAGGGCCCUGCCCCAAAUGUAGGCCUCUUCAGCAUGCCGCCUGCGACAGUGUCCGGCCUGCCUUUCGGUUUCAGUACGGCCUUGAGUCUUCUAGGGAUUUGCAUAUUUGUGGUUGCCUUCGCGUCCAGUUUGCUGCUUCGAUACAUGCGCCGGCGUCAGCGAGAAACGCUGCAUCGCCAGGUGGAGUCUGAGUCCGAUGGAGGCUGA